AUGUCAGAAGUUGUUAGGUCCGGAAUGACGCUUGCUUUUGUUUCUUUUCCAGCUGCGAUUGGUGAAAUGCCGGGAGCAUCAAUCUGGUCGCUCAUUUUCUUCUUUAUGGUUCUCCUCCUCGGCUUGGAUACUCAAUUCACCGUUGUGGAAAUCUGCACUACGGCCCUCUUUGAUAUGUUCCCUAACAAACUCGAUCACAAAAAGCACAAUUUGCUGGUCACUGGCGGCUUCUGUGCUACCUUCUGUAUCCUUGGCUUGCCCUUGAUGACCGGCUCUGGCAUCUAUUGGGUUACUCUGUUGGAUACUUAUGCUUCUAGCUGGGGGUUGAUUGUGAUUGCCCUGGUGGAACUUGUUGCAGUGGCGUGGGUUUACGAUCUGGAUAAAUUUAUUGAGCAUAUGAAGGAAAUGCUCCCAGAUGAUUCGCCGGUCCAUAAGUUUCCAGCGUCAUUUGGUUUCUGGAAAAUUAUGUGGAAAUAUGUCACACCGACGAGUCUCGCUAUAAUUCUAACCUGGUCAAUAAUCGACUACGAGCCUGCCCGCUACGGAACCUUCAUCUUCCCCGGAUGGGCUCAAGCAAUGGGCUGGAUCGUCCUCCUGACCGCACUGCUCAUCAUCCCGAUCAUCGCGUUUCGUCAAGUGCAAAAAUCACCCGGAGAGGGACUCAGAGAAAAGGUCAAAUUUGCCUCGAAACCGACUGAAAAAUGGCAGCCCGGCGAUCCGAAAUACAGAAAAAAUCCGCCCUUGGCGACUGAUCCUCGAGAAGACGACGUUUUUAUAGUUCCAGAAGAAGCUCCUCGGAGUCGGCAACUUUCAACUUACUGUUGA
Oikopleura dioica is the source of this 825-nucleotide messenger RNA. The record is from the annotation of a GenBank genome assembly. Lineage: Eukaryota; Metazoa; Chordata; Appendicularia; Copelata; Oikopleuridae.